CGCAUGGACUGCAUGGACACUGUAACUGCUCUCCUCAAGGCUCUCUUGACAUGAAAUGAUUAUGACAGAGUCCGUACGGAAGAUGACGAGGGCGAAGCUGACCACGCUGCACAUAUUGGAUAUUACUUUUGUUUAUUACUUUGAGGUUACCUACAGGUGUCAGAAAAUGGUGGACAAAGAGCCAAUUGAGCUGGAGAUUUUAGACACUGUUAAUAAGGAGUGUGUAGGACCUGCUUCCUCUCUGGAAAGCUCCAUUAAAUGGGGUGAUGGAUUUCUAAUUAUGUAUUCCGUCAUGGAUCGUAGCAGUUUUGAAGCUGUGUCGCGCCUUAAGAGACUGAUUGACCACGUUAAACAGACACUCGGUAUUCCAACAGUCAUUGUAGCCAAUAAAUGCGACAUGGAGUAUGGACGAGUGGUGAGGACAGAUGAGGGACAGGCUUUAGCCUCAGAUCUAAGGUGCAGUGUCUUUGAGCUGUCUGUAGCAGAGGACACUUCUGCAGUGGAGACUGCAAUCGGGCAGCUGGUGCGUGAAGUGCGUCUGGAGUUUCAGCACCACUUGCUGGCUAUGGACAAGAGAUCACGAAUGCUCCAGAAGAGACAUUCACUCAAAAACAGACUCACAAGGAGUAAAACCAUGCAGUGGUGACCAGAAGGACUAAAUGCAAUUAGCAGAUCUGACCUCUGUGUUCACUACAGUAGUGCUCACAUCUAUCAUGACAAUCAGAGAGGAUCCAACAAGUGGAUCCAGUGUCUUCUGGAUUUCCAAAUCAGUAUGUGUGCAUGUUUGUUUAUGGCAGACAGUAUAAAGUAGCAAAAUAUAGCAGUGUGUUUUUAAAGAUGCAGUGUGUAAUUUCUGCACCACUAAUUACUAAAAGGAAUUGCAAAAAUAAUGACAAACAAUCCAUUGCAUUGUUCAUAAAACAGGUAGUUUCUAAUAUUGUAACCCACUUAUGUAUGUUUGAGUAUUCAUGUAGGGCUAUGCUAACUCGCCAGUGCUGGGGUAAUUCUGUUGGCUUGUUAUGUUAAUGUAAUGCCUAAAAUGGCAAAUUAUGUGCAUCAUGGCAGAAGAUCUGUGUAUUAUGAUGUUUCAAUGCUCAUUUAAUCUAGUUUCACUCUCCAUGAGCGUGAAAUAUCAAGGGGGAGUAGAACAAGUUGUCUUUUGACAUUCAGCAGUUUGAACAUGUAAAUGAGAUUAAAUCCACUCUGUAAUUAGAAUCAAAUGUUUUUCAAAAUAGUAUAAUAGGUUACAUUACAAUCUAUAGUGUAACGCCUAUAAUUGUUAUAAGCAUUUUUGUUUUUGUGCAUGUAUUUUUGAAAUGUAUAGUAGUGUGACAAUGUAUCCAAUCACUUUGUUCAAACCAUGUCCUGGGAGAAAAGUAGAAAUGAA
Messenger RNA from Xyrauchen texanus (razorback sucker), 1387 nucleotides. Its product is annotated as ras-related and estrogen-regulated growth inhibitor-like. Bases 56 to 646 code for a protein of 196 amino acids. The record is from RefSeq and is a predicted model, not a curated record. Gene Ontology annotation, molecular function: GTPase activity; GTP binding. NCBI's taxonomy places the organism in Eukaryota, Metazoa, Chordata, Actinopteri, Cypriniformes, Catostomidae. The transcript has 6 exons.